CCCGGCUCCGACACCGCAGUGCGCCCCUUAGGUGGCGACUGUAUCCCACGGGGUAUCGGUACCUGUGUGAGGCGAGGCGGACGCCAUGGCGGCCGAGGCCCUGGCGGCGGAUGCCGUGGCGUCGCGCCUGGCGCGGCAGGAGGAGGACAUUCGCUGGCUGUGGACGGAGGUCCACCGCCUGAGGGACGAGCAGCUGAACGCGCCCGACCGCUGCCAGGCCGAGGGGCCGUGCCUCACGCGCGAGGUGGCGCAGCUGCGGGCCGAGAACCGCGAGCUGCGCCACCGCCUGUACCGCCUGCGGCUGUGCCUCGCGGAGGAGCUGAGCCACCAGGCGCGGCGGGAGAGCGCGCUGCGGCAGGAGGCCGGUCGCACGGCCGCGGGCGCGCAGCCUCCUUCUAGUCAGAGCCAAGGAAAGGACAUUAAAAAGAAGGAAAGCGGGCCUGACAGUGAGGUGAAGAAUCCACCAAAUUUUGUGAAGGAAAGAUUGAAGCUUUUUGAAAUACUGAAGAAAGAUCAUCAGCUCUUACUUGCCAUUUAUGAAAAAAAGGGGAAUACAAGCAAUGUGAUCACAAUAAGAGUGGCUGAUGGGAAAACAGUGGAAGGAGAAGCUUGGAAAACAACACCUUACCAAGUGGCUGCUGAAAUUAGUCAGGAGCUGGCGGAAAGCACAGUGAUAGCCAAAGUGAAUGGGGAGCUGUGGGACCUGGACCGUCCACUGGAAGGGGACUCCACCCUAGAGCUGCUCAUGUUUGAGGACAAGGAAGCCCAAGCUGUGUACUGGCACUCCAGUGCCCACAUCCUCGGGGAAGCCCUGGAGCUCCACUACGGGGGCCUCCUGUGCUGCGGGCCACCCACCGACUGCGGGUUCUACUACGACAUGUUCCUCGAAGACAGGGCCGUGUCCAGCACAGAGCUGCCAGCGCUGGAGAGUGCGUGCGAGGCCAUCAUCAAAGAGCAGCAACCUUUCGAAAGGUUGGAAGUCAGAAAGGAGGCCCUGCUGGACCUGUUUAAGUACAAUAAAUUUAAAUGCCGCAUCCUGAAGGAGAAGAUUAACACGCCAAUGACCACAGUUUACAGGUGUGGUCCACUAGUUGACCUUUGUAAAGGCCCCCAUGUAAGACACACUGGAAAAAUUAAAGCGAUAAAAAUUUUCAAGAAUUCCUCAACAUAUUGGGAGGGUAACCCUGAAAUGGAAACGCUGCAGAGGGUCUACGGGAUAUCCUUUCCUGAUGACCAGAUGAUGACAGCCUGGGAGAAGCUGCAGGAGGAGGCCAAGACCCAGGAUCACAGGAGGAUUGGGAAGGAACAAGAACUUUUCUUUUUCCAUGAUCUGAGUCCUGGAAGCUGUUUCUUUCUUCCCAGAGGAGCCUUCAUUUAUAAUACACUUAUGGAUUUCAUACGAGAGGAGUACCACCAACGCAGCUUCAUGGAGGUGCUCUCCCCCAACGUGUACAGCAGUAAGCUCUGGGAAACCUCUGGACACUGGCAGCAUUGCAGUGACAACAUGUUCACCUUUGACAUUGACAAGGACACUUUUGCCCUUAAGCCCAUGAAUUGUCCGGGGCACUGUCUGAUGUUUGCCCAUCGUCCACGAUCUUGGAGGGAAAUGCCUAUUAGAUUUGCUGACUUCGGAGCUCUUCACAGGAAUGAGCCGUCAGGAACUUUGAGUGGCUUGACCUGCGUCAGGCGCUUCCAGCAGGAUGACGCUCACAUCUUCUGCACUGUGGAGCAGAUUGAAGAAGAAAUAAAAGGGUGUUUGCAGUUUUUUCAAUCCGUUUACUCAACAUUUGGCUUCUCUUUUCAAUUAAAUUUGUCAACAAGACCUGAGAACUUUCUAGGGGAGGUUGAGAUAUGGGAUGAAGCUGAAAAGCAACUACAGAAUAGCUUGAUGGAAUUUGGGAAACCAUGGAAGAUGAACCCGGGAGAUGGAGCAUUUUAUGGUCCUAAAAUUGAUAUAAAAAUCAAGGAUGCUAUUGGCAGAUACCAUCAGUGUGCGACAAUUCAGCUGGACUUCCAACUGCCUGUAAGAUUUAAUCUUACAUAUGUUAGUAAGGAUGGGGAUGAUAAGAAGAACCCUGUGAUCAUUCAUCGAGCCAUUUUGGGGUCAGUGGAAAGAAUGAUAGCCAUUCUCUCAGAAAACUAUGGAGGAAAAUGGCCUUUCUGGCUGUCUCCUCGUCAGGUAAUGGUCAUCCCUGUGGAGCCAACUUGUGAAAAAUAUGCACUUCAGGUAUCCACUGAAUUUUUUGAAGAAGGAUUCAUGGCUGAUGUUGACUUAGAUCAUAGUUGUACACUAAAUAAGAAAAUACGAAAUGCACAGCUGGAUCAGUAUAAUUUUAUUUUGGUGGUUGGAGAAAAGGAAAAGACAAAUAAUGCCGUAAAUGUUCGAACAAGAGACAACAAAAUUCAUGGAGAGAUUUCAGUAACUUCUGCCAUUGAUAAAUUGAAGAAUCUCAAGAAAUCACGUACCCUGAAUGCUGAGGAAGAAUUCUGAAGUCCUUUUCCUUGUGCUCACAUCUGUGUAACCUUGUUCUGAACCCUGAACAUGCAUUUUCCUUAAUUACCAUUCGUACUUCUUCUGAGAACUUGGGACCCACUGUCUGGUCCCCUGAUGGGCACAGUGAGAAGUGAGACGGGGAAUGAGUGGCUGAUAUGCACAAAAAUCUGAUUCACUAAUGUGUCUGCAGACAAUGAGAGGACAAGUGUGGGAAAUUUUAAAUUUCCCAAAUAUCUUGAGAGACUUCAAUGGGAAAAUGUCGAGCAUCAAAGAGGGAAAUACUAGGAAAUGAGCAUUAUGAGAUGUUAUUGUUAAGAAUUGUGAUUUUCACAAGAUAAGUUUCAAAUAAAAGUCUGCAAAGCUUUUUGAAUAUGGGGGGAAAUCUUAUUUUCUAAUAACAUUAUGUCUCAGGUAUUUUUAAACUCAAGUUUUACUAAAGUUCACACUGAAACUUUAUUUUUCUUAUUUUUGGCUACACCCCACAGCAUGUGGAACUUCCCUGACCAGGGAUCAAACCCAUGCCCCCUGAAGUGGAAACGUGGAGUCUUAACCUCUGGACCACCAGGGAGGUCCUGAAACUUUAUUUUCAAAAUCGGAAUCAAUUUGUUUUAACUAACCAACAAUCACAAAAGAAGAAGCUAGUACUAAAUAUUGGAUUACUAACAAAGGAUUCUGAACUCAAAGAAAUUCAGUGUUGUGCAAUCUUCUGUAGUUUCCACUAUAGGAUGAGUUGCCAUUUUAAUGCUUCUAAAUGACAAUUGAACCUUAUUUAUCUUUAGAAAAAAUAAACUCUCAAAAUGUGUUACGUAGUGCUUCCAGGGUUUCACCUAUAGGUUUAUACCAUAAUAAUUUGCUCCCCUAGAGUUAAAUUACUCUUCUGAUGGGAUGACAUUCCACUGACUUACAGACUCAAGUGGAUUUCUGAUUUUAACUGAGAGGAAUACCGUACUGCUCAGAACUGAAUUAAAAUGGCUUUAUGUCAGUAGUGAAUUUAGCUACCAAUCAAGCAGUAUUUUUUGUGUUUAUUUGGUUAUGUGCUGUGGAAUUCAAAAUAAAUUUAAGACCUACUCUCUCUUCUGUACACCCUUAUCAUUUAGCUUCCUGAAGAGUUGGAAGACAAAACAGUAGACCUGACCGUGAACAACAGGGGAUUGAACUGCACGGGUCCACUUACCCGUGGGUUUUUUUCAAUAGCAAAUACUAGAGUAUACACAAUCCUACCCGCAGUUGGUGGAAUCUAAGGAGGUGGAGUCACCGAUAGGGAAGAACCGAAUGAGGAGGGCCCGCUCUAAGUUACACUGCACCCCUCACCCCGAAGUCUUUCAAGGGUCAGGCCUGUGAGAUGCUAGAAGGUGCAGAUUGUGUCAUGUACCUGUUUAAGCUAACUUUAAUUGAGGCCAAGCACUAUUCGAUACAUUCCUUGAAUUAACCAAACGUGCUAGUGAGGCAGGGGGCGUCAGAAGACUCCCCAUCCCCACCCCAGGCGGGGAGAGGGAAGCCCGUGCGCAGCCCAGCACGAAGGUUACUGCGGUGGGAACAGGUGCGGAUCGCUGUGCCGGCCGCAGGGAGCCGCUGCAUGGGAGCAGCUCCCUCCCGGGGCGGGCCUCCUCCAGGGCGGUCUGGGGGCCUGAGAUCCGCGGCCGCACUUCAGUCCGGGCUCUCCCCGCCUUCGAGGAGCGUCUCUCAGGACUGGUUAAGACAUCCGGGCAGGGCGGGCCUGGAGAGACGCUCGCGGGACGCUGCCCGGGCCCUGGGGUCGCGGGGAGUGGGUCCUUGGGGGCCACCUGGCACACCUGGGGUCCUUACCGAGCAGUCUGGGCCAGUUUCCUCAUCUGUAAACAGGAGCCUUUUUAGUCUGACAAAAAUGUAACGUCGUCAAACCUCCGCACGGUACCAAGGGCACAGCAGCAGUUUUUGUCUCUAAACGUACAGAUCCGGCCACAGGUAAACAGCGGCCAACUUCCCACAUUUCCCCGCCUCUGCUCUCGAUCCCUCAGGUGUGACUUUCGGGGUCCUGGUGACCGU
Physeter macrocephalus (sperm whale) is the source of this 4519-nucleotide messenger RNA. RefSeq names its product threonyl-tRNA synthetase 3 (gene TARS3). Gene Ontology annotation, cellular component: cytoplasm. The coding region runs from base 86 to 2491 and encodes 801 amino acids. The record is from RefSeq and is a predicted model, not a curated record. NCBI's taxonomy places the organism in Eukaryota, Metazoa, Chordata, Mammalia, Artiodactyla, Physeteridae. Gene Ontology annotation, biological process: threonyl-tRNA aminoacylation. The transcript has 19 exons. Gene Ontology annotation, molecular function: ATP binding; threonine-tRNA ligase activity.